UAAAAAAGUCAAAAAAGAAUAUUUUUAAGGGUAUUGGGGUUUUGGAUACGAUUUGAAGGGGAUGAGAUAUUGAGAGCGUGGUGUUUCAAUGGCGACUUACUCGAUACCAACUGCUCUGCUCAAGCUCUCUCCCAUGGCGGUACCUGCCACCAUCACUGUUUCAUCUCCGUCGUUUACUCUAACGGCAUCCGAACAGCGGAAAACAAUUGCCACGAAACUCUCGGCGACAGCCACGAGAACCCACUCUCCGACUUCUCCUUCAACGCUAUCGAGUUCCGGUACGAUGGCUGCGAGUUCAUCUCCAUCUAUGCCUCUCAAGAAGGUUCUGGUUCCUGUCGGAUUUGGAACUGAGGAAAUGGAAGCUGUUAUUAUAGUUGAUGUUUUGCGUCUAGCAGGGGCCGCCGUGACUGUGGCGUCGGUGGAACCAGAGCUUGAAAUCGAAGCUUCUGGGGGUAUGAAAUUGGUUGCUGAUACCUUAAUCAGUGCAUGUUCCAAUGAAGUUUUCGACCUUGUAGCUUUGCCUGGAGGGAUGCCUGGCUCUGUAAGAUUAAGAGAUUGUGAAAUACUGCGGAAAAUUACCAGCAGACAGGCUGAAGAAAAGAGACUGUAUGGAGCGAUAUGUGCUGCACCAGCAGUCACCCUUCUGCCUUGGGGACUUAUAAGAAGAAAACAGACAACAUGUCACCCUGCAUUCAAUGACAAGCUCCCACAAUUUUGGGCUGUUAAAUCAAAUAUUCAUGUGUCGGGAGAACUCACAACGAGCCGUGGCCCUGGAACUACUUUCGGAUUUUCUUUAGCUUUAGUUGAGCAGCUCUAUGGAGAAUCAGUUGCUAAGGAGCUUGGAGAAUCUCUGCUAAUGGAUUCUGAGAAUGAUUGCCCUCGAAAGGAAGAAUUCAACAAAGUUGACUGGUCUGUUGAUCAUACUCCUCGUGUUCUUAUCCCAAUUGCAAAUGGCUCUCAAGGGAUUGAAUUAGUAACCAUUGCUGAUAUUUUGCGACGGGCUAAGGUGGAUGUCGUGAUUGCUUCAGUUGAAAAGUCACGUCAGAUUUUAGCUUCGACGGGAACAAAAGUAGUUGCUGACAAGUUGAUUAAAGAAGCUGCAGAAUCAAUAUAUGAUCUAAUUAUUCUUCCGGGGGGAGCUGCAGCAGAUGAGCGGUUUAGCAAAUCCCGGAUCCUUAAGAGAAUGCUCAAAGAACAAGACUCCGCCAAAAGGAUAUACGGUGCAGUCUGCUCUUCACCUGCAGUCCUGUUUAAACAGGGUCUACUGAAGGACAAAAGAGCAAUUGCUCAUCCAUCUCUGGAAACCGAGUCGACCCAUGAAGUAAAUGCUGCAAAAGUAAUUAUUGAUGGUAAACUGAUAACGAGCAAGGGUUUUUACAAUGUAAUAGAUUUUGCAUUGGCUAUUGUAAGCAAGCUUUUUGGCCAUGCGAGAGCGAGAAGUGUAGCAGAAGGUCUGGUUUUUGAAUAUCCUAGAGCUGGAUGAUGUACCUGUCCUAAGUCCUUAUAAUGGCAAGCGAUCUUCCGACCUUCGAGUAACGGAUAGUGUUCAUACAGUCAACACUACCUUCACCUCCACUCUUGCUAUUGAAUCAAGGAAACUAUCCAAGAGAGGAUCAUAUUCAACCGUCUUAUUGCCUCGAGACUGCCUUUGAAAAAUAGUCAGUGAUCACUGUAAUUGUGAGCUGCGAGCAUCGUGCAGGUUGAUAACGUGUUGGCUGGGAGAAGGUAUAAACGUCAAAAUAUGACUACGUUAACCGAGUCUUUUGUGUAAAUCUGUAUAUCUACAACUGCAGGUAAUUCGGUUUGGAGCUGAUUCACACAGCUGCUUUGUCUGAGAAGAUGGGACAUAUUCGCUCUAAGUGAAUUGUGACAAAGUUUCAUUAUGAAAGCAUGAACACAAAAUUUCUCUCA
Molecule: messenger RNA, 1911 nt
Organism: Cucurbita pepo subsp. pepo (vegetable marrow)
Lineage: Eukaryota; Viridiplantae; Streptophyta; Magnoliopsida; Cucurbitales; Cucurbitaceae
Gene: DJ1C
Product: Class I glutamine amidotransferase-like superfamily protein
Biological process (GO): glyoxal metabolic process
Cellular component (GO): cytoplasm
Source: RefSeq, a predicted model, not a curated record